UAUGAGCGGUAUACAUUUUUGUAUUAUUGUUAUUACCCACAUGUAAUUAUACUGUAGUAGUGCCUAGAAGUGGUAUGCAAUUGUAAUUUUAAAAAGAAAUGAACGUGCUUUCGUGAUGCCAAAAUUUAAGUAAAUUGCCCUACAUAACAAUAUAUAAUUAAUAGAAACAUUAAACAAGAAAUUACCUUGAAAGUUUGAUCAUUUAUAUUUUAUGAAUAUCGCGAGAGCCCACUGUCCUAGCCUACAGUAUUCCAACAUGCAAAUAUAUUGCAGUAUUUUAUUUAAAUCAGUACAUACAAAGGGAAUUUUAUGUACUGUACAGUACUUGAACCGUAAUUUGUGAAGUGUUUAUUAAUUGGUGUAAUUUGUGAAAUAUAUAUUUUUAUCCAAUCAACUAAAUGAUUUGUUACUUUGUAAUCAGGGAGCAGUUUUAAUAUAUUACAUUACUGUACUUUACUGUAAUUCAAAAUGGGUGUCUGUAAAACGAAGACCCUUCGGUAUUUCUUGAUAUCCCUAAUUUUAUUCCGGUGAAAUAAUGAAAUAGGUACUUGGCAACUGUUUUAUGAUGAUUUUGAAAUACAGUACUUAUAAUUGAGAAAUAUUAUUGAAGGUCUUCGUUUUGUAGACACCCAUAUAGAGGUGCCUAUAAAAUGAAGGCCCUUGAAAAUUUCACAAACGGACGCCUAAAAAAAAUCGUAAUUUUGAUUUUCUGACAGCCAAGUGUAUUAUCAAAAUAAAAGAGGAAAAAUAAGUCUUAUUUUUUGUGUCUUCGUUUUAUAGACGCCCAAUUCAAAAUAUUAUAUUGAGGUGUUUUAGACAACCUUUUAAAUAUCUGUAAAUAUAUUAUAAAAGUAGGCUACUGUUGUGUUCCUUUUAUUAAACUCGAUUUAUUCAAUAAUACACAUAAUUUUGUGAUAAUAGUCUCAAUUGUACUUGUGAAAUAUAUUAAACCCGAUUUUAAGUAAGAAUAGUUACUUAUAAAUAUGUUAUAAAUAUAGGCCACUGUUGUGCUCCUGGCCUUUUAUUAAACUAAAUUCAUUCAAUAAUAGACAUAAUUUUGUGAUUGAUACUUGUGAAAUAUUUUAAACCCGAUUUUAAGUAAGAAUACUAUCUAUUGUUAACAUGUAUGUUAAAAUUCAAUUAUAGGCCUACAAAAAAUUCGUGAUACCCAAAUAAUAUGAUACUUACACAACAGAAAUUAUCUAGUGAAUGUACAGUAUACUGUACUUCAAAUACUACUUGAAAAUAUUUUUAUAAAGAGAGUAGAUUAUCAAGUUAAGAACAACAAAGAACAAUUAGACAAAAGGUCACUCCAAAAAUGUACAAGGCUGUUACAAAUUACAUUGUUCUGACACACAAAGCCAUUUUGAAACGAACGCGCCAUAUUUUACGGACGUGUUCUUAGGCAUUCGCUUAACCAAUCAUGUUGGUUGUUCUAAGAACGUCUCACUAUAUAAGCACAUUGCAUUUUCGAAAUUGGACAUCAAUUUCAAAUUGAAAAUAACAAUGGCUCGUACUAAGCAAACUGCCCGUAAAUCAACCGGUGGAAAAGCUCCCCGAAAACAACUUGCUACCAAGGCAGCACGAAAAAGUGCACCAGCCACCGGUGGUGUCAAGAAACCUCAUCGCUACAGGCCUGGAACUGUCGCUCUCCGUGAGAUCCGUCGAUACCAAAAGAGUACUGAGCUUCUUAUUCGCAAACUCCCAUUCCAACGUCUAGUUCGUGAAAUCGCCCAAGACUUCAAAACCGAUCUCCGAUUCCAGAGUUCUGCCGUCAUGGCUCUUCAAGAGGCUAGCGAAGCUUACUUAGUCGGCCUUUUCGAAGAUACCAACUUGUGCGCCAUCCAUGCCAAGCGUGUAACCAUCAUGCCUAAGGACAUCCAACUGGCCCGCCGUAUCCGUGGUGAACGUGCAUAAACUGUUAAUCAGUUAUUUCAAACCAAAAGGCUCUUUUCAGAGCCAAAAAUUGAUCAAAAGGGGAAAAGCAAUUUUGUCUAAAUUAUCGUUUUGUUUACUUUGUUUUUAUUUACAGUGUUAGUUACAGUAUAACGUAUUGCAUUUCUUCAAUGAAAGUACAGUACAACUAUUUAAUUUAUUUAUUCAACCACAAUUUUCAUAACAUUAGGCCCAAAAAUUAACUGUUGCUAUUGGUAAAUCGCUAGGCAUUCGAAUAUAAAAGAAAUGAGAAUUAAUUUUCACUCAGGCGUCCAGGCACUAUUUAAAAACAAAUGCUGAUUAACAGACCAUGGUUUUAUACCUUUCAGUUAAAAUUAUAUACAAUAUAUUUUAAACGGUAGCAGCAGCGGGACAUUCUUUAGAUGGAUAUGCCCGCCCUUAUUUUUCUUUUUACUUGUAGGUUAUUGUUUACUUACCGUGUCUUUUUUUUUUUGUUUCUCAUUCUCUAAUUUACAAAUUGUUCUGUAAUGGUAAUUAUUUAGCAUUGAAUAUUAUACAUCCCUCUGAACUGCCUUGCCUUUUUAAAAUGAAGUUUUGAUUUACUUCAAUUUGUAUUUGUUUAUUUUCAUGUCACCUUUCAUAUCACUUUAUUAAGAUUAAUUUAUGUUAUAUGUUUUGCUUUUCUAUUGAUUUUACUUACAUUAUUGUUUAAUUUAAUUGUCUGUAUAUAUCUAUGUUAAAAAUCCAAAGACCGGACUAACAGGCCUGAGAGCCUCUGGAGUGUUUUUCACACUAUAGUUAAUCCUAGCCAACUUAGGUUAUAUUGUCUUGUUUUUGUUAAAUUUCCUUUCAUUGUAUUGUAUGUUAUUUCAUUGGCUACAUAAAGAAUGAAUGAAUAGAUUAG
Molecule: messenger RNA, 2800 nt
Organism: Anneissia japonica
Lineage: Eukaryota; Metazoa; Echinodermata; Crinoidea; Comatulida; Comatulidae
Product: histone H3
Exons: 1
Coding region: 1507-1917 (136 amino acids)
Cellular component (GO): nucleosome
Molecular function (GO): DNA binding; structural constituent of chromatin; protein heterodimerization activity
Source: RefSeq, a predicted model, not a curated record